AUGGGUGUGGCCCCAUCAUCUCGUGAUAGAUCAACACAAUUAGGUAAUGAAAGUGGAGGUCAAACAUGUGUAUUUGCUUUGACACCGCAAGAUGUUCAAACUUUCAAUGAAGUGGCCAUAGGCAUGGACUGGUUAACGUUCUGUUUUGCCAAGGUAGAUUGUUACAGCAAAUUGGUGAAGUUUAAAUUUCUAUGGGAAUCCUCAUUUGUGAUAUAUGAGCAUGGUAGCCCAAUGUCUGUGGAAGUUGUGUCGGAUGUAGCUAUCAGACCGAUGCCAAGGCAAAAAGGCCAAAGGUACCUAGUGAUGGCAAGAGAUGAUUCAAUGGGAGAAAAGAGUGUGGAAGCCGUAUCAGUAGUGGGUGAGUAUCUGGAUGUAUUUUUUGAUGAAUUGCUUGAAUUGCCUUCCAAGAGAGAGAUUGAAUUUUGUAUAGAUUUAAUUCUGGGUACGCAGCCAAUUUUCAUACCUCUUUAUCAAAUGGCACAAGUUAAGUUAAGAGAGCUUAAGAGGCAACUUGAGGACUUAUUGGAUAAGGGUUUUAUUUAUCCUAAUGUCUCAGCUUAG
This is a messenger RNA of Theobroma umbraticum, 561 nucleotides long. RefSeq lists its product as uncharacterized. NCBI's taxonomy places the organism in Eukaryota, Viridiplantae, Streptophyta, Magnoliopsida, Malvales, Malvaceae. The record is from RefSeq and is a predicted model, not a curated record.